AUUUUUUUUUAUUUUUUUCGUUACAUACAGACAGAAAUUAACAUAAUUACAACUUCGAUAAAUUUUUAAAACGUGACUACAGUAAAUUAAAAUAUAAAAUUAUCUGUGAUACGAAUUUAACCUAAUUUAAUUGUCAAAAGUACUUAAUACACAUAGAAGUUUGUAAAGUUUUUAAAAAUUUAUUUUCGAAAUGAGUUUAUUAGAAAAAGAAUGGUACAUACAGGUUCCUUGGGGCCGGAUGUGCGUGGUGGCUUGGGGCGAUUGCUGCAAUCCCCCGGUUCUGCUCUGCCAUGGCCUAGCAGACUCCGCGACCAGCUUCCGCCCUCUAAUCAAAUUGAUGCCCGAGAAAUUUUAUUUUAUAGGCAUAGACCUCCCGGGCUGCGGCAAGUCGGACCGGUUCCCGCCGGGCCUGAUGAUCAACAUAUACGAUCUGGUUUACGCAGUGAACGCGGUCGCGAAGCAUUUUCGUUGGGACGCUUUUAAUCUGGUCGGCCAUUCGCUCGGCGCCAUCAUCGGUAAAUUAUAUAAUCUCGUCUACCCCGGAAAGCUGACGAAACUCAUCGAAAUAGAUCCAAUUAAUUUCUACGCUGUUCCGCCGGAGAAAUUUCCUAAAUGGUACAAGAGACAUUUUGUAGAUUAUUAUGAGCAAUAUGAUAAAUUGAACGCUCCUAAAGGCAAAGGAAAGGUGACGACAGUUAAGGAGGCAAUAGCGGUUCUAAGAAAAGAACGAGGCUUCUCCGAAGAUUUGGCAGUGGAAGCCUUGAAGCGAUCAGCUGAACCCGCCGGUGAUGGACUCCUUAGAUACACAGACGACAUGCGUCUCAAAUACGUGACUACGCCCGCAUUCUCGGCGGAGCACAUGAAGACCUUAUUCGGCUCCACCGAUACACAGACGUUGAUAAUAAAAGCGGAGAACUCAUACAAGAACGGCCUAUAUCGGAACACCGGCUUCCUCUUGGACGAGAAGACGUAUCCUUCGAGGAACGUCAGGGUCCGGAGCGUUCCGGGCGAUCACAACGUCCACGUGACUUGGCCUAGGAAUGUAGCCUUCUACAUGGCCCUGUAUCUGUUGUACGGAGCCGAAGGACUAAGCAGCAAAGCAAAAUUGUGAUGUUGAGCUCGCAUUGUGUUUUGUUGAUAUAAUGGUACCCAGUCGUAGUGGAGAUUUCGGUUUUAAUUCGACGAGUCAAUCUUUGGGAAUGGACAAGGGGUAUAAGCUUGGCUCUUCGCAUUCGCAUGUACCGAUUUUCGAUUGUGCAAUUAUAGAGUUUGGAGGGUAUUUAAUAAUAAUUAUUAUUAGGUUACGGGUCUAAUGCAGAAGGCAAUUAUCCUCGAUACUGCGCGUAUUGUAAGGAAGUUUUACACUCUGGAGUCCUAACCACUGGUGGCUUGUAUCGUAGACACCGCCAUCAGCGGCAA
This is a messenger RNA of Bombyx mandarina (wild silkworm), 1419 nucleotides long. Its product is annotated as serine hydrolase-like protein 2. Gene Ontology annotation, cellular component: membrane. The record is from RefSeq and is a predicted model, not a curated record. Lineage: Eukaryota; Metazoa; Arthropoda; Insecta; Lepidoptera; Bombycidae.